UUGAUUCAGAUUCAAACUAUUCCAAUUUCACUGCAGAAAAGGGGAAAUGGCAGCGACGAAAUUUCCCGCAGAUGGAGGAUCGUCCGCCUCUCCAGCUUCUUCCGAUUCUCGCGCGCCUUGAAGAUAUGCAAGCGCAGAAAUUCCAAUCGAUUCCAGCCAAGAGGGAGCAAAAGCGUGGGGGAAAAAGCCGACAGGAAGACGACAUUGUUGAAUACAUUUGAUUGGAACCCUGUCUUUAUCAUCGCGUCCGUUAUUGCUUUAUUCGGAACCCUAAUUUCCCCCCCGACGUGGCGGAUAUGUGAAAUUGCAGUCUCAUACGCUAAUUAGAUUAGGAAUUCUCGAACUGAAUUGAAUUGAUUGAUUUGGGAAUGGUGUUGGAUGAUUUGGCAGUGGUUUAUUCUCAUCUCCAUGGAUGACAUUGCGUUUGAUUUACAAAUUUCAAACUUAAGUCCGACUCGAAUGCUCUUCGAAGAAUAGAAGGGGAUUUUUGUCUGACAUUUCUGUCUGGCUUUAGUCUUGUUAUUGAAUAAUUGUUGAUGUGCAAGCGUUUCUAUGGUAUGCUAGAAUGUCGAAAAUCGGGCACCGGGCGUAUAAGUCCUGGUUCUGUUGGUUCACAGUCACUGCUGCAUUUUUCGUGUUGUCUUGGUUCCUAGCAUUCCGAUCGACGAGCCAGCCCCGGACUGAAUUUGAUGUUCUACCGGACUCCAAGUUUGUUAGGGCUCCAGAAUCGGCAGGGGGAGCUGCUCCGAAUGGGAAUUUAAGAAAAUGUGAUAAGACGAAGCCGAUUCUCAAGGUUUUCAUGUAUGACUUGCCCGUGGAAUUUCAUUUCGGGCUACUGGGGUGGAAAGGGGAUGGGAAGAGUGUAUGGCCGGAUGUUCAUGGAGAAGUUCCGAGAUAUCCGGGAGGGUUAAAUUUGCAGCACAGCAUAGGGUAUUGGCUGACUCUGGAUCUUUUAUACUCCAAUGUCGUAGAGAAUUUGAGUGGGCGGAGUGCCGUUCGGGUGAGAAAUUCGAGUGAAGCCGAUGUUGUCUUUGUUCCCUUUUUUUCAUCACUGUGCUAUAACCGGCACUCGAAGCCAAAGCCGGGCGAGAAAAGGAGUUUGAAUGUUGAAUUACAGGAGAAGUUGGUUAGUUUCUUGAAGGAUCAGGAGGAGUGGAAGAGGUCGGAUGGUAAAGAUCAUGUAGUUCUUGCUCACCAUCCGAAUAGCCUAAUAGAUGCAAGGUCGAAGCUGUGGCCAGCAAUUUAUAUUCUUUCGGAUUUCGGAAGAUAUCCUCCCACCAUUGCCAAUGUUGAGAAAGAUGUCAUUGCACCGUAUAUGCAUGUUGUUAAAACUUACAGCGAUGACACGUCGGAUUUUGAUAGUCGCCCGACCUUGCUCUAUUUUCAGGGCUCGAUAUACCGCAAGGAUGGUGGAGUGAUUCGACAAGAGCUGUAUUACAUGCUAAGAAACGAAUCAAAUGUGCACUUCACUUUCGGAACAGUCCAAAAGGGAGGAAUUACGCAAGCUUCCAAUGGGAUGCGCUCAUCCAAAUAUUGUCUAAACAUCGCUGGAGACACGCCAUCAUCUAAUCGCCUGUUCGAUGCUAUUGCCAGCCAUUGCGUGCCCGUGAUUAUCAGUGAUGAAAUCGAGCUUCCUUAUGAAGAUGUUCUCGACUAUUCCAAAUUUUGCAUAUUUGUUCGCACAUCUGAUGCCCUCAAAGAAAAUUUUCUCAUGAACCUCGUCAAGAACAUUACCAAGGAGAAGUGGACAGCAAUGUGGAAUAGGCUAAAAGAAGUCGAGCUCUUCUAUGAAUAUCAGUAUCCGUCCCAAGAAAACGAUGCUGUUCAGAUGAUAUGGCAGGCCAUUUUGCGAAAAGUUCAUGCUAUAAAAAGGAAAAUUCACCGGGACAGGCGAUAUUCUCGGGCAAAUUCCCGAGGAGGAGAUGGCAGCUUUGCGUCAGCAUCCUUGCCGAGAAAUCUGAGCUUAUAGUUCAUUGGAGCACACAAAAUCCAGAGGCUGCAACGCUUCAUGUCGAACAUUGUGGAACUUGCUCGCUCGGGUUGGGAGGUACAUUGGCUUGACAUUAGACAUAAUCUGCUCAUUUGUUGAUUCGUUGAUUCUGCCUUUGAGUUGCGCGAUUUUGUUGGCUUUAAGUCUCUGCUAGUCCGUAGUUUUAGAGUGCCCCGUUUCUGCGAAUAUGGUUAUAAAAUGGUACGUUUUGCUCGUUUCGGUGUGAAAUUUGAUUUUCUUACUCAAGCUACGUUGAAGCUACACAUCUUUGUCUUUUGGGCGCAUGAUUAUUAAUUUUUUUUGACGUGAAAACGGACUAUGGAUUGCAACCUCGUUGACAUGGUUCGAAACAUGAAAUGAAAUUCGUGC
Molecule: messenger RNA, 2359 nt
Organism: Andrographis paniculata
Lineage: Eukaryota; Viridiplantae; Streptophyta; Magnoliopsida; Lamiales; Acanthaceae
Product: probable arabinosyltransferase ARAD1
Exons: 3
Coding region: 566-1969 (467 amino acids)
Molecular function (GO): glycosyltransferase activity
Source: RefSeq, a predicted model, not a curated record